Eutrema salsugineum is the source of this 1751-nucleotide messenger RNA. Its product is annotated as serine carboxypeptidase-like 19. The transcript is spliced from 15 exons. The record is from RefSeq and is a predicted model, not a curated record. Gene Ontology annotation, molecular function: serine-type carboxypeptidase activity; acyltransferase activity, transferring groups other than amino-acyl groups. Gene Ontology annotation, biological process: proteolysis; secondary metabolic process. NCBI's taxonomy places the organism in Eukaryota, Viridiplantae, Streptophyta, Magnoliopsida, Brassicales, Brassicaceae. Bases 182 to 1594 code for a protein of 470 amino acids.
GGAGAGCCUUAAGAGCUCCUCUAUUCAACCGGUUGGUCUGGUCCGGUAUAAUCCGGUCCAGUUAACAAAUCACUGCAAAAAGGCGCAAACACGCUUACUAGGCUCAAGACUCGUUGACCUACCUACAGAUUCGAAGUGCAUUUUUUUGGUCUGUUCUAAUCGACACUAAGAAGCAGAGAAAAUGAGAAAGCUUUACUUUCUCGUCUUGUUUCUAUCGAGUAUUUUAUCCAUUCAUCAUUUGGUUGAUGCUUCUUUGCAUGUGAAGUAUCUUCCUGGUUUUGAUGGUCCUCUUCCUUUUCAGCUCGAGACUGGAUAUGUGAGUGUUGGUGAAUCUGAAGAUGUUGAGCUCUUUUACUACUUUGUGAAAUCUGAGAGAAAUCCAAAAACAGAUCCUCUCAUGAUUUGGCUCACUGGUGGGCCUGGAUGCAGCUCUAUUUGUGGAUUCCUCUUUGCAAACGGUCCUUUAGUUUUUAAAGGGGAUGAGUAUAAUGGGACAGUGCCUCCUUUAGAGCUAGCAUCUUUUUCAUGGACAAAGGUGGCUAACAUUUUAUACUUGGAAUCUCCUGCUGGCUCUGGAUAUUCUUUUGCGAGAAACCUGCGUGCUUCUGAGUCGAGUGACACUAAACAAACUCACCAAAUUGAUCAAUUCCUUAGGAGUUGGUUUGUUGAUCACCCGGAGUUCACAUCGAAUCCAGUUUACGUCGGUGGAGAUUCAUAUUCCGGUAUAAUCGUUCCAGGACUUGCGCAACAGAUUUCAUUUGGAAAUGAGAAAGGUCUCACCCCACUCAUUAAUAUUCAGGGAUAUGUUCUUGGAAACCCUGUGACGUAUCCAAGCAUUGAAUCUUAUCAUCAAGUUUCAUUUGCUCAUCGGAUGGGACUUAUUUCAGAUGAGCUCUUUGAGUCACUUGUAAGAAAUUGUGGAGGCAAAGUGUUUGACGUAGACCCGAGUAAUGCAAAAUGCUCAGAUGAUCUUCAAAGUUAUGGUCAGUGUAUCUCUAAGAUAUACGUAGCGCAGAUUUUGUUACCAAACUGCAAAGUUGAUCACGUCUUCCAAAGCAAGAUACCGACCUUGCCAAACAUCAUAAAUGGUAGAAGACGAGAACUGAAGGAGUUUUCAGGAAAUGAAUAUUCAUCAUCAUUGCCACCUCCUAGCUGCUUUACUUAUAAGUAUUUUCUGUCUGGGUUUUGGGCAAACGAUGAAAACGUACGCAGAGCUCUAGGCGUGAAGAAGGAAUUUGGAAAAUGGAGUCGAUGCAACACCGAAAACAUACCAUAUACAUAUGAUAUUCACAAUGCCAUUCCGUAUCACGUGAAUAAUAGUCUUAAGGGCUUCCGCUCUCUCCUCUACAGCGGUGAUCAUGAUAUGGUGAUACCAUUUUCUUCAACUGAAGCAUGGAUCAGAACUCUCAACUAUUCCAUUGUUGAUGAUUGGAGACCUUGGAUGAUGAGUACCAAUCAAGUCGCUGGAUAUACAAGGACUUACGCGAAUAAGAUGACAUUUGCAACCAUCAAGGGAGGAGGACAUUCUGCGGAGUAUAAUCCAGAGCAAUCCUCACUUUUGUUCAAAAGAUGGAUUGAUGGAGAACCUCUCUGAAAAAUGAAAAUUGUCACUCACUUGUCUCUCCAAUAACUCUGCCACGUGAUUACGUCCCUCUCAAUCCAUAUCUUUGGAGAUGUCCCUUGGUCACUUGUGUUGCUUUCAGUUUAAUCCAUAUAUAAAAAAUCUCGAUGUGAUGCCUAAAUCUUGUUGU